AUGAAAGAAAUCUCAAACAUCGAAGACAAUGUUGGAAUCGUUUUGCUGAAUCAGCAUGCAAUGAAUAUAACUUUGAAUUGGUUGUGUAACUUGAAAGCGUUUCAUGAUCCAACAAUUUUGGAGAACAUAGUGGUAUUUGCAAUGGACAACCAUUCUUAUCAAAUGCUCUCGAUGCUUUGGCCAUCUAUCCGAACAUUCAAAUUGGAGCUACCAUCAGUGUCGCAACCAUUCCGAGUCGGUCAUUGUCAAUACCAACUUUUUCAACUUCUCCGUGCCAACUUAGCCACAAUGCUCUCUAUGAUGAACAAAUCAUUCUGGAUGUUACAACCAGACACAUAUUGGCGUGAAAAUCUGUUUGACUUAUUUGAUGUGUCUGGGAACGAUGCAACAGAUGUAUAUCUGGAUGUUGAGGGAGAGUCCGUUCUCUCUUCCAGGAUGAUUGCCGGAGGGAAUUUUCAUGUCAGAGCAUCUACCGCAUCCACUUUAUUUUUCCAUCAACUGAGUACACAGAUUCGGGAAAGAUACACAACGGAUAACAAUGUGAUGGGAGCAUUAUGCGCUCAAGGAUUCGCUUCGGUUAAAUGUGAAUUCAUCCCAUAUCACACAAUUUCAAAUUGGCGAUGGAAAAACAAAAAUUUGAAGCCAGCGCUGAUGCAGUUCGAUAGCCUUAUUCUUCCUGGAACAAUGGGAAAAUUGGAGAGAAUGCAUCGGGCUGGCGCAAAAUUUGUCCAUCCAGACGGGUCUUGUCUUGUGCUAGAAUCAGCGAAUGUCUCCUCACUUGUCACAUUCGACGAGACGUUACCGCAUGUUCUUUUCCCGCCGUGUUUUCAUUUCUUCCACGUUGCACACGUCGAUAUGAUGCCAAAUUUCGUAUCCAUACUUUUGCUUACUUCUAUUCAGUUGGCAUUCGCUGCUGAAGAAUACAAAAGUCAGACAACUUACCCAGAAAGUGCACCGGCCACUACUCCGCAGCCUCCGCCGCCGCCACCACCUCCUAAGCCGGCUCCCUAUGUAGAGCAAUCAGCAGCACCACCUCCGCCAGCUCCCGCUCCAGCCCCAUACCCCCAACAAGCGCCUCCACCUCCUGCACCGUACCCUCAACAAGCAGUUCCAGCACCAGCACCAGCACCAUAUCCCCAACAAGCGCCUCCACCUCCCACACCAGCUCCAUAUCCUCAGCACGCCGUUCCUGCUCCUGCUCCAUAUCAACAACAGCCACCACCACCACCUUCUCCAGUUCACUAUCCUGCUCCACAACAACCCUAUCCUCAACAAGCUCCACCACCUCCACCAGCUCCUCAUCCAGCUCCUCAUCCUGCGUACAUCGAACAUUCUGCACCACGACCAGCCUAUCCUGAACAUGCACCACCGCCACAGUACCCGCAGCAACAUUCCUAUAAUGGAGGACCAAGGACAUACCAUGAAGAGCCACCACCAUACCCAGCUAAAUUCCAAUACGUUGACUACCCAGCAACCACUCGACGACCGUAUCCAUAUCCAAGUUUCGAAGUUUUACCUCAUCACGAGGAGUAUCAUCCAACACGACGACCAACAACUACUGAAAGACCAACAACUACUCACAAACCACGUCCAGGAUGGGGAGAUACUGAAUACAACUACCCAGAAAGAUCACUCCCUCUGAAAGGUUGUUUCUACAAUAACCACGGAUAUGCGUGCUGCAAUCUUCGUCUUCAAAACAAAAUGGAGGAGUUGGCUGAUGAACUAUUGAACAACGGAACAUUCCACAGAUGCAAUGUUCAAAAACUAGCAAAUGAUCUUCAGGACAAGGUCGAAACGGCUUUCAAAGAAGACUUUGAGACCGUUGUUGGUCUCUCCGACUUUGCCGAGAGAAUUCAUUUCCGUGAACAUUAUGUUUGCAAAAUUGAAGUGAAUGGAAGAUACAUGUUGGCAUGGGCUACUCCGGAUGAUCAUAGUGGUGCCAGAGCUAAACGAGGCGUUAAUGCAACAGCCGACGACAUCCAUGAAUACAAUUUCUAG
Molecule: messenger RNA, 1998 nt
Organism: Caenorhabditis remanei
Lineage: Eukaryota; Metazoa; Nematoda; Chromadorea; Rhabditida; Rhabditidae
Exons: 12
Coding region: 1-1998 (665 amino acids)
Source: RefSeq, a predicted model, not a curated record